UUUAAUUGGGGGAUUAUUGGUACCAGUCGGGAUAUGUUUUGGUGUCAGCAAUUCAAUGCUUUUAGAAGGUCUGUGGUUUAACUAAAUAUCACAUUUUACAGACGUUGGUGAGACUAAACAUGCUGAUAUGUCAAACGUGUUUUUCUAACUUUUCAUUUGGAAAUAAAGUGGAGGGAAGCUGAUCGUUUAUCCGUUAGAAAUAAACGUCAUCACGCUCCUGACGUCGCUGCUCGAUGGUCUCUUGUUUCCUUGGUAACAACUGUAAACUGUAAAGACGCUGGUUAAAAAAAUGUCGCUGCAGACGGACGCUCCCGAGGAAGCGGAGUUUGAUCAACUUUUCACUGUGUUUGACGGCUCCUCUCCGGAAGAUGUUUCCCAUGCCAGGCAGCUGUGGAGCUCCCUGUCCCUGCUUCCACCGCUUGAGUCCAGGCUGAUGUCGGCAGAUAUCCGCCAGAGGCUGCAAGUGUUCCGGCCUCAGCGCAGCAGCAGCACGGCCUCGGCUCCCCCCGGUCCCAGACCCUCCGCCCCGGAGCUGCCGGAUGUCUUCGCUCCCCGGCAGCGACAAGAAGAGAGACAGCGGUACAAGGCCAUGGCCGACCAGAGGAAGGAGAUCUUGGCGCUGCUGGGGAGGCAGAGACAGCAGAGGAUCCAGAAGGAACUGGUGUCUGCCGCCUUUAAGCCGAAGAUGAAGGUCUGCAGAAGCAGGACAGUGAAACCACAAGAAAAUUCAGACUGUGAGAUGGAAAAAGAAAUGGUUAAACAGCUCAUAUAAAGCAGGGAACAUAUAACCUGUUGUUCUUUUAAAACAUAUAUUAUGAUUAUAAAUCAUUAUAAUCAUAUAAAUAAGGAAUUAAAAAGUCCAAACACAAGCUUUAAUUUCCUCAUAGUCUGUUCUGUUGUCUGAACUAUAUUUAUAGUUUUAAUGUCCUACUCACUGUAACCGUAAUGUUCCGUCUACGGGAUUUAAAAGUUAGUUCAAAGUUUUAUGAUUCAACACCUCAACAUUUCAUUGCAAAGGCAAAACCAUUGCAAACCUAUUGUCAGAAUCACUGUUCAUGGGAGAUAGAGCAUCAUAUAUGAUGCACCACAGCAUGUCUUGCAAGUGUGUUUUAGACCUGUUUAGUCUGAAGUAUAUAUCAGUAGCAAAAUUAACUUUAAAUUCUAUACAACUAAAAAAGUCAAUGAAAACGGACAUUCAAUCUUGAGUUAGACACCCCCACCACAGAGAUGUUUUCUCUGCUCUGAGACAAAGACCUCUAGAUGGCCCUUCUAAUGGGGGAGAAUAAUCUACGUGCAUCUCAAUAGGAACUGUGUUGAAAAACAGGUUUUUGAUACAAAGAAGACUCAAUGUGUUUCCAGAUUUUACAACAUUACCUUAGUUACAAUUUCUGUGUUUACUUUUCAAAUUUUUACUUUAUUGCAUUUUCUUAAAUUCCAAUAAUGUCUAGUGAGUGUGAUUUUAGUUCUAAGUGCACAUCU
Molecule: messenger RNA, 1479 nt
Organism: Melanotaenia boesemani (Boeseman's rainbowfish)
Lineage: Eukaryota; Metazoa; Chordata; Actinopteri; Atheriniformes; Melanotaeniidae
Gene: hoatz
Product: HOATZ cilia and flagella associated protein
Exons: 2
Coding region: 290-772 (160 amino acids)
Biological process (GO): cilium assembly
Source: RefSeq, a predicted model, not a curated record